Microthlaspi erraticum is the source of this 729-nucleotide messenger RNA. NCBI's taxonomy places the organism in Eukaryota, Viridiplantae, Streptophyta, Magnoliopsida, Brassicales, Brassicaceae. The record is from the annotation of a GenBank genome assembly.
AUGUCUCCGUAUAAAUCUGUUUUUAUUCUCGAAGCUGUGAGUUGCCGUCACCUGUUUCGGUUCCUCAUAGCUCUGUUCAUUUCUCUUCGAUCACAGAUGGUAAUUCUAGUUUCUCUCUACGGAGAAAGUUUGCAGCUUUGGAAACCUCGUGAGACAAAUCGAAAUGAUGAUCACAGUCUUGAGAAUCUAGAUGGAUCACUCUUCGGAAGCUCAGAUGAAGAAGAACCAAGUGACACUUACCCUCUUAACAAGGACACAGAGAAGAUGCUUGAGGAAUUCCACAUGAGUGGAUACCGUGAUGGGAUUAUUGCUGGAAAAGAAGCUGCUUCGCAGCAAGGUUAUAACAUUGGCUAUAAAGAAUCAGUUCUUGAUGGCUACAAGUUUGGUAUCGUUAGAGGUGUCGUCAGUGCGUUGGCUUUCCUCCCGAAUGAGGUAAGAGAGAAGCUGGUUGAUGAACAAGAAACGAGAGACGAGUUUCAGAAGCUACACGGUUCUGUGCAUUGUCUCUCAACGGAAGCUGCGAUGAAACUGUUUUAUGGAACUCUGAUUACAAAGCAAGGAGAAGAUAAGAGUGGUGAAGAAGGGUCUGACUCUGGUCUUGGUCUUGGUUAUGGUUCUGUUUCGGGUUCCGGUGUUGCUGCCACGACAGACUUGGGAAGCUAUGUUGCUGAGCUAAGGUCUCUUCUUGACAAAUCUCCUAAGAUUUAUGCCUCUGGUUCCGACUUGUGA